Messenger RNA from Neomonachus schauinslandi (Hawaiian monk seal), 622 nucleotides. RefSeq names its product chromosome 2 C4orf33 homolog (gene C2H4orf33). The transcript is spliced from 6 exons. Bases 23 to 622 code for a protein of 199 amino acids. NCBI's taxonomy places the organism in Eukaryota, Metazoa, Chordata, Mammalia, Carnivora, Phocidae. The record is from RefSeq and is a predicted model, not a curated record.
AAAGAGCUUCCUGAAUCUUCAGAUGGAUUUUAAAAUUGAACACACUUGGGAUGGUUUCCCAGUGAAGCAUGAACCAGUGUUUGUCAGGCUGAAUCCAGGUGAUGGAGGAGUGAUGAUGGAAGUUAGUGCUCCAUUUUUCAAUGAUCCUCCAGCCCCACUUGGAGAACCAGGAAAACCUUACAAUGAACUGUGGGAUUAUGAAGUUGUGGAAGCAUUUUUCUUGAAUGACAUAACUGAACAGUAUUUAGAAGUUGAACUUUGUCCUCAUGGACAACAUUUGGUGCUCUUACUCUCUGGAAGACGAAAUGUGUGGAAACAAGAACUUGCUCUGUCAUACAAAGUGUCUAGAGGAGAGACAAAAUGGGAAGGCAGAGCUUAUCUUCCUUGGAGUUAUUUUCCACCAAAUGUGACAAAAUUCAAUUCAUUUGCAAUUCAUGGAUCAAAAGAUAAAAGAAACUACGAAGCUCUUUCCCCCGUACCUCAACAUGAACUGCAACAAGGACAAAAACCUGAUUUUCAUCGUCUGGAAUACUUCAAGCCUUUCAGUUUUAAUACACUGCUUGGAGAAGAAUGGAAACAACCAGAAUCAGAGCUGUGGUUAAUAGAGAAACCUGAUGUAUAG